This is a messenger RNA of Loxodonta africana (African savanna elephant), 13107 nucleotides long. RefSeq names its product zinc finger protein 879 (gene ZNF879). Gene Ontology annotation, molecular function: RNA polymerase II cis-regulatory region sequence-specific DNA binding; DNA-binding transcription repressor activity, RNA polymerase II-specific. NCBI's taxonomy places the organism in Eukaryota, Metazoa, Chordata, Mammalia, Proboscidea, Elephantidae. The record is from RefSeq and is a predicted model, not a curated record. The coding region runs from base 1845 to 3518 and encodes 557 amino acids. Gene Ontology annotation, cellular component: nucleoplasm; nucleus. Gene Ontology annotation, biological process: negative regulation of transcription by RNA polymerase II. The transcript has 5 exons.
UGGUGGGGAUGGCGGGACCGGGACGUGCCGCUCCUACGGCGGAGUCGAGUGCAGACGGCUGGCCGCUGCGCGAGUCCCGCCGAAUCCCCGCGCCCCUGCGGCCUGGGCAGGUGGACGCGACCCGGGUGGGGGCAUUGCCUGGGGAGUCCCCCAUGGAAACCAGAAAAGGGAGCUGCCGCCGCCAGAUCCCUGGACCCUCAGCUCUGAUCAGGUUCCUGGGGGAUGGGCCCCAACAAGUAGAUCGGAUAGAACUCUGGCUUAUUUCAGGGUUCUUGAACCCUGGGGCGGUUUUUGGCUUUUAGGGUUUGUUCGCUCACCCCUCCCCCCAGUUUAAACUUUGUUUUUAUUCAUUUUUGGCAGCCUAACUUGUUUGGCAGUGUUUUCCUAGAGUGAAUCCGAAAGUGAUUUAGCUGUUUUCUUUGGAGUAAUUUUGCCCGCUUGCUAAGUUAGUUCUCUUUUCUCUAAAAUUUCAAGUCACUUCUGGCUAAUGAUACUAUAUUCCUUUUCAGCCGCGUUUUUUGGGAGGGAGAGAUUGGGAGUAGGUAAUGCUUCUUUUACGUGUAAGCAACUCGGAGAACUCUUUUUUUCAUAAAGGAAACAAAACUUCCAUUAGGAAGAAAAGAGUUUAGGGUUGGCUGCAGUGGGUUGGGUCCUUGAAAAAGGACACCAAUUCUUCAUAUGGUGAUUUUCAUGUAGAAAUACCAAAUGCAUAUGUAUGGAACAUGUGUGUCAUAUCUCACUAAUUUAGCAUCUCCUUUAAUCCCACGUGGCUAUGUCCUUUACUCUGUUAAUGCAAUCAGAUGGUCACAAUCUUUGUUCACAAACAGCUGGCUGGAAAGUGUUGUAGGGGAAGAAACGUCACAAAGUUUAGUAAAACAAAAAGAAAGUUUUAUUUGGCAUAUAUUCAAAAAGGCAAAAGUGGGAAGUGGACAAACAUGCAGCCAGAGCUAGUGUCUGCCCAAAUCCAAGGAAAUAUUACAGAAUAAACAAGAACGGGAAAAUGGACAAGCAUGCUGCCACGGCCAUGUCUGCCUGAGUCCAGAGAACAUUACAGAGUCAUCAGUAUAUAUUAACACUGCAAAUGCGCAAAACUAUUGAAAGCUUCACCUUUUAACAGAUUGGCUAGGAACUGUGAUCUUACAUUUUGAAUCGUUUUUCUUAACGAUCAUUGGUGCAGGUUUCAGUAACCCACAGUUAGGAGGGUCUUCAUUGGUCCAAAAAAUUUUCUAUUCACUAAAUGUUAAUAGAAAGAGAGGUAAGAGUGGAAAGUCUUUUUUGUUCUGUUUGAUUGGCUUUAUGUGAAAAGUUCCCUAAAGGAUAUUUUUCUUCCGUAAAAGAUAAUUUCUAAGAUUGUCCCAUCUAUUGUCUUUAUCUCAGGGCCCAGUUGAUAUGUCCUUGUGAGUCCUUGUGGGCCCACCUUCAGCUGGGUCACAUUUUCUUUGCUCAAGGAUAGGGAAUAAUGACUCCAAUAUUAUUUCUUAAAUCAAAGGUCACCGGCCCUGUGACUAGAGGUGUGCUUGCCGCAUACGCCUUUGGUUUUGGUGUUCACAUCCUUGAGUGCCUGGGCUGCAUCAGAUUCUCUCUGGCUUCCCUCUCUGCCAGGUGUGCAGUGAGUGGAGAUUUCGAACCUGGUCCGGCCUGAUGAGGAUGGGAGUGCAGGCAGAGAGGCCUCACAGCUUCUUUCUCCAUUCCAGGUGACUCUUAGCACUCUGCCCUUCUCCAAGAGGGCCAGGGGGAGGGAGAAAUGGCCACAAGGUUGCUGCCAGCCCAGGCACAGGGAUACAAAGAAGAAAGGCACCAUCUCUGCCCUCCAGGAACUGAGGACCAUCAGUGUAAGGGAAUACAUGGAGUUUGUGAUGUUCAGGGAUGUGGCCGUAUUCUUCAGCCAGGAGGAGUGGGGACAGCUGGACACUGCUCAGAGGGCCCUGUACCGGGAAGUGAUGCUGGAGAACUACAGCAACCUGGUCUCACUGGGGAUUCCGUUUUCCAAACCAAAGGUCAUUUCCCAGUUACAGCAAGGGGAAGACCCCUGGAUGGUGGACAAAGGAGUUCCUCAAGGUGCCUGUCAAGGAUGGAAGAGCUUCCUGGAAACCACAGUUUCUGAAGGAGAAACUCAGGAAGUGAUAAUGAAAAAGCUCAUAGAUGGAGGUCCUUUUAACUUCAAGUUGGGAAAAACCUACAUAUAUGAGGGCAAGUUAGAGAAGCAACAAGGCAAAAAUAAACCUUUCAGAAAAGUUUUAGUUACCUUCAAGAAAACGUAUGUGAAGGAGAGAAGCUUUAAAGGUACUGAAUUUGGGAAAAAUCUUGGUCUGAAGUCACCACUUAUUAGAACACCCAGAAUCAUAUCCAGAGGACGGAAACCCUAUUCACAACAGUAUUCAACUGUACUUAAACAACUGGGAAUCAGCACAUGGCGUAAAUGUUAUAAAUGUAAUGUCUGUGGGAAAGUCUUCCUUCAUAGUUCUUCCCUCAGUAAGCACCAGAGAAUCCAUACUGGAGAGAAGCUCUAUAAAUGUAAGGAGUGUAGGAAAGCUUUCAGCCAAAGCUCAUCCCUAACUCAGCACCUAAGAGUUCAUACUGGAGAAAAACCUUACAUAUGUAAUGAAUGUGGGAAAGCCUUCAGUUUCACCACAUCUCUCAUUGGACAUCAAAGAAUGCAUACUGGAGAGAGGCCCUAUAAAUGCAAAGACUGUGGAAAAACCUUUAAAGGUAGUUCAUCCCUCAAUAAUCACCAGCGAAUUCAUACUGGAGAAAAACCCUAUAAGUGUAAUGAAUGUGGGAGAGCCUUUAGUCAAUGCUCAUCUCUUAUUCAGCAUCAUAGAAUCCAUACUGGAGAGAAACCAUAUGAAUGUAGUCAGUGUGGAAAAGCCUUUACUUCAAUAUCGCGGUUAAGUAGACACCACAGAAUUCACACUGGAGAGAAACCCUUUAAUUGUAGUGAGUGUGGAAAAGUCUUUAGUUACCACUCGGCCCUAAUUAUACAUCGGAGAACUCACACUGGUGAGAGACCUUAUGCAUGUAAAGAAUGUGGGAAAGCCUUCAGCCAAAGCUCAGCUCUUAUACAGCAUCAGAGAAUUCACACUGGAGAAAAGCCUUACAAAUGCAAUGAAUGUGGGAAGGCCUUCUCCUGGAUUUCACGGCUUAAUAUACAUCACAGAAUUCAUACUGGAGAGAAACCUUACAAUUGUAAAGAAUGUGGAAAAGCUUUCAGCUCCCACUCAGCAGUUAAUACUCAUCGGAAAAUUCAUAGUGGAGAGAAACCUUACAAAUGUAAUGACUGUGAAAAAGCCUUCAACCAAAGCUCAGCUCUAAUUCAGCACCAGAGAAUUCAUACUGGAGAGAAACCAUUUAACUGUAAAGUAUGUGGGAAAGCCUUCAGACAAAGUUCAUCUCUUAUGACACAUAUGAGAAUUCAUACUGGAGAAAAGCCUUAUAAAUGUAGACAAUGUGGAAAAGCAUUUAGUCAGAGUUCAUCCCUUACUAAUCAUCAGAGGACUCAUACUGGAGACAAACUGUGAAAACAGAAUGCAUGUGGAAAAUCUUCCAACUGAAGUUCAUUCCAUAUUGAAUUUUAUAGAAUUCAUCCUAGGGAAAAGUGAUAAAUUGUCAUUAAUUGUGGGGAAAACAUCAGAAUUUAGAUCUCAUCAGAUAUCAGAGACUUUGUAAUGCAGGGUAACUGGGAAAAUUAAGAUAGCCUCUAGAAAUUUUUUUUUGUAUGUCCUGAAGUUAUUAGAUGAUUGCCAGAAGAACAAACAAAACUGUCUCGGAGGAAGUACAGCCAGGAUGUUCCUUAGAAGCGAGGAUGGCAAGACUUUGUUUUACGUACUUUGGACAUGUUAUAAGAAUGAACCAGUACCUGGAGAAAGACGUCAUGCUUGGUAGAGGGUCAGUGAAAAAGAGGAAGACCUUCAAUGAGAUGAAUUGACACAGUGGCUGCAAAAAUGGGCUCAAACAUAGCAAGGAUUGUGAAGAUGGUGCAGGACCAGGCAGUAUUUUGUUCUGUAAUACAUAGGGUCACUAUGAGUUGGAACUGACUCAGUGGCACCUAACAGAGUUAUUAGUGACUAUGAUAUUGAGUAAAUAUUAUAUUAUUACAUAUUAUUUAUUUGGAUCCAAGAUCAAUGCCCAUGGAAGCAGCAGUCAAGAAAUCAAACAAUGCAUUACACUGGGCAAAUCUGCAAAGCACCUUUAAAGUGUUAAAAACCAGAGAUGUCACUUUAAGGACUAAGGUGGUCCUGACCUAAACCAUGGCAUUUUCAAUCCUCUUAUAUGUGUGUAAAAGCUGGACAGUGAAUAAGGAAGACUGAAUAAUUGACACCCUUGAAUUAUGGUACUGGCGAAGAAUAUUGAGUAUUGUAUGGGCUGCCAAAAGAAUGAACAAAUAUGUCUUCUAACAAGUGCAGCCAGAAUACUCCUUAAUAGCAAGGAUGGUGAGACUUUGUCUCACAUACUUUGGGCAUGUUAUCAGGAGGGAUCAGUCCCUGGAGAAGGACAUCAUGCUUGGUAAAUUACAGGGUCAGUGAAGAAGAGGAAGACCUUCAAUGAGAUGGAUUGACACAGUGGCUGCAACAAUGGGCUCAAACAUAACACCAAUUAUAUGGAUGGCACAGGGCUGGGAAGUGUUUUGUUCUGUUGUACAUGGGGUCGCUAUGAGUCAGAACCAACUCAAUGGCACUUAGAAAAACAACAAAAUAUUAAGAAUUUGUAAGAUCAAGGUGUUGUAUUUAUUUUCUUCCUAGUGAUAUAUGGUAACAGCCAACAAUGUAUACAGACAUCACUGGGAAGCAUGCUGGUUUAUUUAAAAGUGCAGCCAUAAAAUCCAGACCAGAUAAAUCUAGGAAUCUAUUUUUUAAAACUGAAUUUAAGUGUUAUGCAAGCCAGUUGUACUUAAAAGAAUAUUUUAGAGAAAUGUAUGCGGGUGACCUGUAGCUACCUCACUGUUAGUAAAAUUUGCUUUUUUCAUAGUCUGAAAGCAAAUUAUGCAUUUGCUUGUUAAAAUUUUGGGGUUGUUUCUGUUUUCUAAGCUGUUCACCUGAAAAGAAAUUCACUCUGUAAAGUAUACAAAUUUACAGUCCUGUGAAUUUUCUGAACUCUCUGUUCCAAACUUUGAAUCAGAUCUAAAGUCACUUUAUUUUCAAUCACAAAAUGCAUGGUAUUUCACUUCUUUUUUUCAUAAAGUGAUCACCUUUUCUAUAUUAAACUGAGAAAGUUUAUUCAGACAACUACUGUUUUUGUAAUUUCAUUUACUGAUAAAUGGCAUUAAAAAAUAUCUCACAGUUUAGCAACAGGGAGCUCAACUCUUGCUCCCAUGCAGUGUGUAUUGCUUUGAGUUUGUUACCAGUCACCAAGAAGGCCUAGGAACAGUAUGAGACUCAGGUUGUCCUUCCUGUGGGUAAAGUGAGUCAGGUGAUUGUCUUAGUCAUCGAGUGCUGCUAUAACAGAAAUACCACAAGUGGAGAACUAUAACAAAGAAAUUUAUUUCCUCACAGUAAAGUAGACUAAAAGUCCAAAUUCAGGGUGUCAGCUCCAGGGGAAGGCUUUCUUUCUCUGUCAGCUCUGGAGGAAGGUCCUUGUGCUCAAUCUUACCAUGGUGGAGGAGCUUCUCAGGUGCAGGGACCCCCGGUCCAAAGGAUGUGCUCUGCUCGCAGUGCAGCAUUCGUGGUGGUAUGAGGUCCCCAACUCUCUGCUUGUUUUCCUUUCUUCUCUUGAGAGAUAAAAGGUGGUGCAGGCCACACCUCAGGAAAACUCCCCUUACAUUGGAUCAGGGAGGUGACCUGAGUAAGGGUGGUGUUACAAUCCCACCCUAAUCUUCUUUAGCAUAAAAUCACAAUCACAAAAUGGAGGACAGUCACAAUUCUGGGAGUCAUGGCCCAGCCAAAUUGAUAAACACAGUUUUUGGGGGACAUAAUUCAAUCCAUGACUGAUGUUUACCCUUCCAUUUCAUCUUCACCUCUAUUAGAUGACACUCCUUCCCUCUGCACAUUCUGAGGGCCACUAGGCAAAAACUCAGGCUCUGGGUUCACAGGUCUGAGUGAGUUUAAAUGCUUUCUCCUCCAAAAACAGAUUAUUAUAUCCUUCAACAAGUUAUUCUGGCAUUUCUAAAAUGCGACUAAUAAUACGAGUACACUAAAUAAAACAGUCAUCUCAAAAAUCAAACUAAACUUAUUGAGCAUUAAAAAGCCUAACCUCAUCUAAUUUUCACCAGCUUAUCAGGAGUAAGCAAACAGUGGCUGAAAUGCCCGUUCCAUAAAACAAAGCAUUAGUGUCUCCCCCUGUGCCCACAAGAUUAAAGAAAAGGAAACAAAAAAAUUCCAGAAAAGAUGUUGAAGGCUAAGCAAAGCAAAAAUCAUUGAAUUCAGCUUUUUCCUCCCAGUACUAGUCAGUCUCAUUGUUUCAGACUUGUGAGUAGCAAAUUUUUCUGGGUCACUUAAUGCUCCUUUCUCCAUAACCAUUCUUCUAAGCUUUUCUAUCUCUAGUCUCUAAGAAGGGUAAAUUUCUAGGAAAAUAUAACUUCCCCAACAUACGAAAAUCAUCAGUAGUUCUUAAAUCAUCAAAAAGAAUUUAUCUGAUGAUAUGGAAUGAAUCGUGUCAUCCAUAACUAUGUGCUGUAAAACCCCUAUUCCUGUGGUUAUAAUCCCAUUUGGGAAUGGGUUGUCUUUGUUGUGUUAAUGAGGCAGGAUUCAUGUAGGGUAUAUCUUGAGUCAGUCUCUUUUGAGAUAUGAAAGUGAUUGAACACAAGCUAGCAAGGACAGGGGUAGGAGGGAAGACACAUGCCAAACCACAUGAAGAUCACUCAGGAGCAGAAGCUCAAAAGACAAGGACUUUCCUCCAGAGUUGACAAGGAAAAAUUUCCCCUAGAGCCUGCACCCUGAAUUUGGACUUCUAGUCUCCUAAAGUGUAAGAAAAUACAUUUCUGUUAAAGCCAUCCACUUGUGGUGUUUCUCUAACAGCAGCACUAGAUAACUAAGAAUUUGGUACUGGAAGAGUACUGCUCUAACAGAUAGAUAAAACGUGGAAGUGGUUUUGGAAUUGGGUAAUGGGCAGAGGCUGGAAGAAUUUGAAGGUGCCUGAUAGUAAAAACCUAGAUUGCCUUGAAGAGACUGUUGGUAGUAUUAUGGAUAAAAAUGGCAAUUCUGGUGAGGACUCAGAAGUGAGGAGUGCUAUAGGGAAAGUUGCUUUUGCCUUAGAGAAUAUAUAUGGUGCCAGCACCGGAAUGUUGCUAGAAAUAUGGAUGUUAAAUGUGGUUCUUCUGAGGCUUUAAAAGAAAAUGAUAAAUGUGAUUGGACAAUGGAGAAAGGAUGAUGCUUUUUCUGCAGUGGCCAAAAAAAAACUUGUCUGAAUCAUGUUCAAAUGUUUGAUGGAAGGUACAACUUUUAAGUGAUGAACUUGAGUUUCAGCCUAUUGAGAUUUCUAAGCAAGAUCUUAAAGGGCCGUGUGGUUUCUCCUUACCACUUACAGUGAAAUGGGAGAGGAAGGAGAUGGACUUAAAAAUGAACUGUACAAAAUGAAAACAGAACUUAAAAGAUUUGGGAAAUUCUGUUAUACAAACUAAGGACAUGUGUCCUAGAAUGUUCACCAAGGACAUGGCUACACAAUCUUUUGUUAAAGUGAUUAAGCCUGUGACUGAUGGAUCUAACCAGCUACCAUAGCAGAAAACCCAUCAGCUUAGACUGAAUGAGACAGAAAGAACAAAGGGAAGAACGCUGUUUUCCUCUUGGAAUUCUUAUAGGGAGGAAACAGGCAAAUGAGCUACAUCUGCUGUCCCCCAAGAAAAGAAAAGGGAUCAUCCCUGGAGCAGCUCUGAGAUCAGCAGACCUGUUGGAAGGAGCAUGGGAAGCAAGACCUCAGUUUCAAAGGCUGUGGCCAUGAUCCCCUGGAGCUCAAAGGUUUGGGCCACAGCUUCCUAGGUUUCAAAGAGUUGGAUCUUCACCAGUUUGGCUCUGGAAUGUGGGGCUGCUGUUAAGGUAUGCCAGGUUGAUGAGGUCACCACCCAAACUGAGGGGGUGGGGCUGCCAUGGCCAAGAGGCAGAAGAGCAGGACCUGUCAGGGCCAAGGGAGUGGGGUCACCACUCAGAUGGACUAGGAGAAUGGGGCUGCCUAAAGUUGAGGAAGCAGAGUUGGAGUCUCAGAGAGCCUGGACGUUGGAGCUGAAGCCCAGGGUCGAGGAGCAUCCACCCAGAAUCCAGAUGUCUAGAGGGCAACACCGAGUCUAGAGGGCAGGACCAUUGACCAGGUGGUCUAAAAAAACAGGGUUAUUUUUAAACCUUGAGAGUUAAUGUAAAUUGUUCUUCUGGGUUUUGGACUUGCUUGGUGCCUGUUAUCCCUUCUUUCCCACCAAUUCCUCCCAUUUGUAAUAGAAAUGUCUACUUUGUACCUGGUACACCAUUGUACUUUGGAAACAAUAACUUGUAACCUAGAUUUCACAGGUUCAUGGGUGAAAAGGAAAUUUGCUCCAGGAUGAAAUAUGUCUAAAGUCUCACCUGCAUUUGAUGUAAGUGAUUCAGAAGAUGAGGUUUUGGACUUGGAGGUGAGGUAAAACUUUUGGAUGAUGAGAUGGGGUGAAUGUGUUUUGCAUGUGGCAAGGACAUGAAUUUGGGGGGGGGGCAAUGGUGGAAUGAUAUGGAUUGAAUUGUGUCCCCAAAGUAUGUGUUGUAAAUCCUAACCUCUAUGCCUGUGGUUAAAAUCCCAUUUGGGAAUAGGUUGUCUUUGUUGUGUUAAUGAGGCAGAAUUAGUGUAGGGUGUAUCUAGAGUCAAUUUCUUGACAUAUAAAACAGAUUAAAUGCAAGGAGACACAUGUCAAAUCACAUGAAGAUCACCCAUCAGCAGAUCAAAGAGACACGGAUAUUCCUCCAGUGCUGACAGAGAAAGCCUUCCCUUAGAGCCAUCACCCUGAAUUGAGACUUGUAGCCUCCUAAACUGUGAGAAAAUAAAUUUCUGUUUGUUAAAGCCACCCAUUUGUGGUAUUUCUGUUAUAACAGUUAAAAUCCCACAAAGUAAACUUUAGGUUCAGUUAUUUUUAAGGCAGGAACUAUCAAACUUUAAGGAAGCAUGUCAUUGAAGUCUUAUGCAAAAUCUUCCAGAGAAGACACUUAUAAGCACAAUAAUCUUAUUAUAACCUAGUAGCAAAAUCAGAGAAGAAAUGUACAAGAAAGGAAAAUUGCAGAUCAGUAUCAUUCCUGAACAGAGAUGUAAAAGUCCCUAAAGAAAGCAUUAGAAAAUGUAAAAAUCUGAAAGUGCCUAAGCAUCAUAAUAAAUAUAGAGAGAACGCAUGACUGAUUUAACAUUAGAAAACAUGUAAAUCAAUCACCGCUUUAAUAGAUUAAAGGAUGAAAAUCCAUAUGUUUAUCUCAAAACUGCAAAAACAACCAGAAUAUGCAAUAUUCAUUCAUGGUUUAAAAAAAAAAAACUUUUAUUAGUCAACAAGCAGUAGAAAGGAAUUUCCUUAACCUCCUAAAGGGAUUUAGGUAUCGUACCAAAAAUUCUACAGAAUAAAAUGUUAGAAACACUCGUGACAGGAGUAUGGGUAAAGAGGGAACUAUUGAAUAAUGGUUCUGAGACAUAGAAAUGGUUCAUUCACACAGAAAAAAAUGUACCCAGCCCUCACCAAAACAAAACUAUAAGAGGUAAAACUAUAAUAUUUAGAAUAUAUAAGGAAUAACUUUAUGACAAGGUAGGGAAGAAAUAUACAAAUAAGCUAUAUUUCUUUAUACACUUGCUCACAUUAAAUAACUUGCUUAUCAAAAUAUACCAAAAAAAGAAGUGAAAAAGCAAGACAGAAACUAGGAUGUAUUUCCACAGUAUGCCCAAUGAAAGAAAGAUCCAGAAAAUGUAAAUAAUUUGUAUGAAUAUGAAAGACACUCUAGUAGAAAAAGUAGUGUGAAGACAGUUAUUUCAGAGAGAAAAUACAGAUUUCCAAGAAUUUAUGAAAAGAUACUUAACCUAAUUUGUAGUUAAAAAACCAAACCUGUUACCAUCAAGUUGACUCUGACUCAUAGAAAUCCUAUAGGAGAGAGUAGAACUGCCCCAUAUGGUUUCCAAGGAGGAGCUGGUAGAUUUGAACUGCUGACAUUUUGAUUAGCAGCCAAGCUUUUAACCACUGUACUACCAGGGAUCCAAUUUGUAGUCAGAAAAAUGCAAAUCAGGAUCACAGUCAGGUAUGAUUUUACAGCUACUAAAUGAACAAAAGAUUUGUGACAAUAUUGAGUAUUGAAAUGUAUGUGAAGUAACUGCAAUUCAUAUUCUAGUGGGAGUAUUUGAUGCAGAUGAUUGAUAUUCAUAAAGUUGGACAUGUGCAUAUCAUAUGACAGAAUUCCACUCUUAUGUAUAUAUGCUAGAUAAAUGUUUGCAUAUGAGCACCAGUAGUCAUGUAUAAGGAUAUUCUUAGCAGAACUGAUCAUAGUAAAAAAUAAUUGGAAGUAGUAUUAAUAUGCACUGACAAGAGAAUGGAUAAAUUUUGGAAUAUUAACAGUAGGACAACAGUGAAAAUGAACCAAAGCUGUACAUCACAUGGAUGAUCUUGAGGACACAUUGUGAAGUUUUAAAAAGUCAUAGGAGACUACACGUAUCUUUUUUUUUCCACAAAGGUGUCUUAGUUAUCUAGUACUGCUAUAACAGAAAUACCACAAAUGGAUGGCUUUAAAAAAACAAGUUUAUUCUCUCAGUCUAGUAGGCUAGAAGUCUGAAUUCAUGGUACCAGCUCCAGGGAAAGGCUUUCUCUCUUUCUGGGCCCUGGAGGAAUGUCCUUGUCAUCAGUCUUCCCCUGGUUUAGGAGCUUCUCAGUGCAGGAACCUUGGAUCCAAAGGACACACUCUGCUCCUGGCAUUGUUUUCUUGGUGGUAUGAGGUCCCCUGUCUCUCUGCUUGUUUCUUUUAUAUCUCAAAAGAGAUUGACUCAAGAUACAACCUAAUCUUGUAGAUUGAGUCCUGCCUCAUUAACAUAGCUGCCUCUAAUCCUGCCUCAUUAACAUCACAGAGGCAGGAUUUACAACACAUAGGAAAAUCACAUCAGAUGACAAAAUGGUGGACAGUUACACCAUACUGGGAAUCAUGGCCUAACCAAGUUGACACACAUUUUUAGAAGACAGUUCAAUCCAUACCAAAGGUAAAUUUAAUACUAAAGUACAACCUUGAGUAUAUCCCACUUGAAUAUAGAGACCAUCUCAAGAAUAGAUUUGAUGCCUUGAACAGUAAUGACAGAAGACCAGAAGAGUUGUGGGAUGGUAUUGAGGACAUCAUACAUGAAAAAGGAAAAAGGUUGGUAAAAGGAAAGAAACGACCAAAAUGGAUGUCACAAGAGACUUUGAAACUUGCUCUUCAACAUAGAUUAGUUAAAGCGAAUGGAAGAAAUGAUGAAGUACAAGAGCUGAACAGAAGAUUUCAAAGGGCAACUCGAGAAGACAAAGCAUUACUAAAGAAAUGAGCAAAGACCUGGAGUUACAAAAUCAAAAGGGAAGAACAUAUUCAGCAUUUCUCAAGCUGAAAAAACUGAAAAGAAAAUUCAAGCCUCAGGUUGCAGUUUUGAAGGAUUCUAUGGGCAAAGCAUUGAACGACCAGGGAAGCAUUAAAAGAAGAUGGAAGGAAUACACUGAAUCACUGUACCAACCAUUUUAGGAGGCUGCACAUGAUCAAGAAUCGAUGGUAUUGAAGGAAGAAGUUCAAGCUGAACUGAGAGCAUUGGGGAAAAACAAGAUGCCAGGAAUUGAGAGAAUGCCAAUUGAGAUGUUUUCACAAAUGGAUGCAAUGCUGGAAGCACUCAUUUGUCUGUGCCAAGAAAUUCGGAAGAGAGCGACCUAGCCAACUAACUGGAAGAGGUCCAUAUUUGUGCCUAUUCCAAAGAAAGGUGACCCAAUGGAAUGUGGAAAUUAUGGAACUAUCAUUAAUGCCACACACAAGUAAAAUUUUGCUGAUGAUAAUUCAAAAAUGGUUGCAGUACUGUAUCAACAAGGAACUGCCAGAAAUUCAAGCUGCAUUCGGAAGACGAUGUGGAAGGAGAGAUACCAUUGCUGAUGUCAAAUGGAUCUUGGCCGAAAACAGAGGAUAGCAGAAAGAUGUCUGCCUGUGUUUCAUUGACUAUGCAAAGGCAUUCAACUGUGUGGAUCAUAAAAAAUUAUGGAUAAUAUUGCAGAGAAUGGGAAUUCUAGAACCCUUAAUUGUGCUCAUGAGGAACCUAUCCAUGGACCAAGAGGAAGUCAUUUCAACAGAAGGGAUACUACAUGGUUGAAAGUCAGGAAAGGUGUGUGUCAGGGUUGUAUCCUUUUACUAUACCUUCAGUGUGUAUGGUGAGCAAAUAAUCUAAGCUGGACUAUAUGAAAAAUGUGCCAUCAGAUUUGGGGGAAGACUUAUGCAGAUGACACAACUUUGCUUGCUGAAAUUGAAGAGGACUUGAAGCACUUAUGAAGAUCAAAGACCACAGCCUUCAAUAUGGAUUAAAACGGGAGCGGGGCCAAGAUGGGGGAGUAGUCAGAUGCUUUCGGUGGCCCCUCUUACAAGAGACAUAAAAAAACAAGUAAAUUGAUUAUAUAUAUGACAAGCUAGGAACCCUGAUCAUCAAAGGCAAAGUUAAGAAAUCGGACUGAAUGAUGGGGAGGGAGAGACGGUGCAGAAGCAGCAAGGAGUUGCCAAGUUGGUGGGAGUGCCUCAGCCCUGAUUCCCUGGUGUGACGGCAGCGGGGCUGGCAGUGGCAUUCAGGACGUGGUUGCUUCACUGAAAGCAGGCAAGUGAGGUGGCGUAGCCCUGACCCCCUGGCGCAACCACAGAGGCACUGAGCCAGCACAGAGAAUCUACGCAUGCCUCCAGAAUCUGAGAUAAAACAGCACUCUUGGCACAAGAUAAGUGAUUUUGUCUAAUUUACUGUGCAGAUCUAAUAGCUCCUUUUGAAAGAACUCUCUUAUCUAUCUGAUUCCUCCUCCCUCUGCCCAAGUUGGCUUCAGUAACAGUUGAUUUCCCUGGGCCUGAGACAGGCCCUGCUGCACUCCCUGAGCCAUUCUCCUGGCCCUGGAGAAGGAGCAAAUUAAUAAAUGGGGAAAAAAUACUCUGCUGACUCCCCUAAUCUGGAAACUCAGAGCAGAAGCAGCUCUUGUCCAGGCACAAGCAGUCCACAGGCUUUAUC